AUGAGUAGCAAGCUCCACUGACUGAGCCAGCCAGGCACCCCGUCUGUGCUACAAAUGUGUUUUUCAAUGUAGUUUGAGUGAAAGAUAAUUGACCUCUCCCAAAAGGUAGAAAAAUUAAUGCAGAAAAUGGCACAGAAUGAAGACUGCACCUUCUAAUGGGUGAUUCACUGGCACCAUUUCUCCUACCAAUCCUCACCCACUCUCAAGUCUUCCUUAUUCCUUUGGUGCUGGGGCUGUAGCAUUGAACUUGAUGGACAUGAUUCCUGACUUCAUGGAGCUCACAGUCUUAAGAAGUACUAUGGAGUCAAGUCCAAAAACUCUUCUGAGAAUCCCAUCCUAGGAGCCAAAGGCCUGCUAAGAUGUGUAUGGUAUAACAGCAACAAAAUAACAUCAACAGCUAAUGAGCACAUAAUAUCUACAAUAUACUGUGAUGUCAUAAUUUGGACAAACGCUUAUGCUUUUCUGGCUUUGGAGCAACAUGAAAUGAGCAGAAAGUAAGCUGUCUUUUAGUACAAGAGCAAGAGAACCUUGGAUGUCAACGUCUCACAGGUUCUUGAGACCAGCCACCAAACCACAAAAAGUGACUUUCUCUUCGCGUGUUCUCUACGUCCCUCCUGAUGGAAGCAGAAAUGGGGAGCAGCACGGAGCCUGGAAAAACAGCCAACAGAGGUACUCGAAUCGCCCUGGUUGUGUUCAUUGGUGGCACUCUGGUGCUGGGCACGAUCCUCUUUCUAGUGAGUCAAGGUUUCUUAAGUCUCCAAGCCAAACAGGAGUACUGCCUGAAGCCGGAAUGCAUCGAAGCUGCUGCUGCUAUCUUGAGUAAGGUAAAUCUCUCUGUGGACCCUUGUGAUAAUUUCUUCCGGUUCGCUUGUGAUGGCUGGAUACAGAAUAAUCCAAUUCCUGAAGAUAUGCCAAGCUAUGGGGUUUACCCUUGGCUGAGACAUAACGUUGACCUCAAGUUGAAGGCACUUUUGGAGAAAUCUAUCAGUAGAAGGCGGGACACCGAAGCCAUACAGAAAGCCAAAAUCCUUUAUUCAUCUUGCAUGAAUGAGAAAGCGAUCGAAAGAGCAGAUGCCAAACCAUUGCUCCACAUCCUGCGGCAUUCACCUUUCCGCUGGCCUGUGCUCGAGUCUAAUAUUGGUCCUGAGGGAGUGUGGUCAGAGAGAAAGUUCAGUCUUUUGCAUACCCUUGCAACAUUUCGUGGUCAGUACAGCAAUUCUGUGUUCAUCCGACUGUAUGUGUCCCCUGAUGACAAGGCAUCCAACGAACAUAUCUUGAAGCUGGACCAAGCAACUCUCUCCCUAGCUGUGAGGGAAGAUUACCUCGAUAAUAGCACAGAAGCCAAGUCUUAUCGGGAUGCCCUUUACAAGUUCAUGGUGGAUACUGCUGUGCUUUUGGGAGCUAAUAGCUCCCGAGCGGAGCAUGACAUGAAGUCAGUGCUUAGACUGGAAAUUAAGAUAGCCGAGAUAAUGAUUCCACAUGAAAACCGAACCAGUGAGGCCAUGUAUAACAAAAUGAACAUUUCCCAGCUGAGUGCUAUGAUUCCUCAGUUUGACUGGCUGGGCUACAUCAAGAAGGUCAUCGAUUCUAGACUCUACCCAGGUCUGAAAGACAUUGACCCUUCAGAGAACGUGGUUGUCCGUGUCCCGCAGUACUUUAAGGAUUUGUUUAGGAUAUUAGGCUCUGAGCGGAAGAAGACCAUUGCCAACUAUUUGGUGUGGAGGAUGGUUUACUCCAGAAUUCCAAACCUCAGCAGGCGCUUUCAGUAUAGGUGGCUUGAAUUCUCGCGGGUAAUUCAGGGGACCACGACUUUGUUGCCUCAGUGGGACAAAUGUGUAAAUUUUAUCGAAAGUGCCCUCCCUUAUGUUGUUGGAAAAAUGUUUGUGGAUGUGCACUUCAAGGAAGAUAAGAAGGAAAUGAUGGAGGAAUUGAUUGAGGGUGUUCGCUGGGCCUUUAUUGACAUGCUGGAGAAAGAAAAUGAGUGGAUGGAUGCAGGGACAAAAAGGAAAGCCAAAGAAAAGGCAAGAGCUGUUUUGGCAAAAGUUGGCUAUCCUGAGUUUAUAAUGAAUGAUACUUAUGUUAAUGAAGACCUCAAAGCAAUCAAGUUUUCAGAAUCCGACUACUUUGGCAAUGUCCUGCAAACCCGCAAGUAUUUAGCACAGUCUGAUUUCUUCUGGCUGAGAAAAGCGGUUCCAAAAACAGAGUGGUUUACGAAUCCCACGACCGUCAAUGCCUUCUACAGUGCAUCCACCAACCAGAUUCGAUUUCCAGCAGGAGAGCUGCAGAAGCCUUUUUUUUGGGGAACGGAAUAUCCUCGAUCUCUGAGUUAUGGAGCUAUAGGAGUAAUUGUUGGACAUGAAUUUACACAUGGAUUUGAUAAUAAUGGUAGAAAAUAUGAUAAAAAUGGAAACCUGGAUCCUUGGUGGUCUACUGACUCAGAAGAAAAGUUUAAAGAAAAAACGAAGUGCAUGGUUAACCAAUAUAGCAACUAUUAUUGGCGGAAAGCUGGCUUAAAUGUGAAGGGGAAGAGGACCCUGGGAGAAAAUAUUGCUGAUAAUGGAGGUCUGCGGGAAGCUUUUAGGGCUUACCGGAAAUGGAUAAAUGACAAGAGGCAGGGACUUGAGGAGCCUCUACUACCAGGCAUCACAUUCACCAACAACCAGCUCUUCUUCCUGAGUUAUGCUCAUGUGAGGUGCAAUUCCUACAGACCAGAAGCUGCCCGAGAACAAGUCCAAAUUGGUGCUCACAGUCCCCCUCAGUUUAGGGUCAAUGGUGCAAUUAGCAACUUUGAAGAGUUCCAGAAAGCCUUUAACUGUCCAUCCAAUUCCACGAUGAACAGAGGCGUGGACUCCUGCCGACUCUGGUAGCCAGGCCGCUGGUGUAGGCCAUCCUGGGAGCCGUAUAGCGCCAGGAGGGGCCACACCGAACACUCAUCGCCACCGCUUUCGGCCUUUGUUCCCCUGAAGACUCCUAUUUUUAAUGCAUCUUCAUUAUUUGGGUGUUGCUUGGAUGUGAACAUUAUUCAAAUUUUAGGGCUUAAAAAAAGGGAAUAGAAGAAGUGAACCAAGUAUGUUUCUUUAGAAAACCAAACCAAAAAAUAAAAUAAAAUAAAUCCCUAGGCUACUUUUGUUAAAAUAUUAUCUGCUGAAUUGUUGCUUUUGUCCAUUUUAGUGUAAACAGCUAAGUGGUACACACUAUUUUAAUCUACAGGUUUGCAGAGAGCCUAAGUAGAAUGUAUCCAGAAAAGAAAUUCAGUGUAUGCAUUUUGUAACCCUCCAUGAUGAGGACAUGUUCCUGGAUACCUGGUCGGUCUUACUGCUCUGUAGAAUGCAGUACUAGAUUUUAUGUAUUAUCAUUCAUAGCAUUUAUUAACUAUGGUAGUUAGAUUAGAAAUAUGUUGGAGCUUCAUUUUACAAUUUUUGAUGAAAUUUUUGCCUUCAUCUUUGAGGUCUGUUGGGUUGCAAAUGCCUCUCACAGCUUCUGUCUGACGUAGCUGAUUGCCCUGUUCAACUCGGCAUGAACAGAGCUGGCGAAAAGGCUACUUGAGAAAGGAUUUCAGUUUCUCAAAUAGAAAAAAGAAAAAUGGAUGUGUUUUUAAGGCCCAGAAGAAGUCAAAACUCCUACUCACUAGGAGAUGAAAUCUCCAAAAUUGGAUCUAUUCUGCCCAAACCUCAGUGAUUAUGUCUGUGUGCUGGGCACUUCUUCAGUCCAAUUCCUGUUUGUCUUGUUACCCUCAUGUAUGUGCAUUCUUCUGUUUCUGAAACGAGCAGGCACUUAGAAAAUGAUUUUCUAAUUCUCCAGUAAGAAUGUAUGGCUUCCAUUCCCCCUUUAGUGCAGGUGACCAGAUACCGCUUCUCUUUUGGCUCAGUUAACAUGACCUCUCUUUGAAAAAAGCGUUUUGAAAAAUUUCUUGAUUGGAGACAUUUUAAACUCUAUUGAUUGAUUUAAAAAUUCCUCACAUGUCCAAAGGAAGAUAAUUUUUUCUGUCCAAGUCUUCUAAAGAGUCUGUAAGGAAGAGCAGUGCUGGGUUUUUGAGCCUCAGAACUUUAUCCUUUCGGGUGAACCUCUCCAUGUCUUUUUAGAGUGUGUAGGGGAAAAUCUUAAUGGCCUUACAGUGGUUACCUGGCAUUUCCAGUUUCUUAAAAUAGCCAUCCUCCCUUUACAUUAUUCAUUGUGUAUGUGGUUUGGCGUUAAGUAGGCCACAAGGAAAAAUCUCAGAAGCAGAAUGACAAACUCAGACUAACCGUGGGAGACCAUUUUGCAUCCCUGUGAUUUAUUUUCCUUCUUUUUUUUUUAUUUUAAAUGUACGUGUGUGCCAUGUCCUUUUGUAAACAUGGGAACUUCCAAAGGGACAAAAAUGCAGGGGCACCACCAUGAGGAAAACAAUUACCUGUGUUGUUAGUCAGAGGACAGUGAUUUUCCCGUUGAUUUGUUCCUCUCUAAAUGAAUAAACUUUGGAAGGGCAGCUACCUUUUCCUCCUCUUAACCAAGGCUUAAUGUGACCUUAAUGUGACUUAUUUUUAAAAACAAGUGCUGUUAGGUUAGGGGUGCUGGAAGUGUACAGGCGUUUUCUCUGGAGGAGCCAUUCUGAUUUGCUUUAGACAUACAAGAUACUCCUUGUUUUAUCCCCCUCCUUGGACAUUUAGAAGCCACCGAGGUUUGUUAUGCUGGUAUGAAUGGCAUUUUCCUUCUAGAUUUCUCUUUUUAAACUCCCAGUAAACACAUUCCUGCAGGUCAGAGAAAGUGACUAGAACUAUGACUUUGGAAGUGGGAAUCAUGCAGUCAGUUGUCAGUUGAGGAAGACUAGUUAGUGAUCGGUUUGGGCCCUAUAGUUUCUAAAUGAUGUGGCUACUUUGUCCUGAUUAACUUUAUGUGCUAUAACUCAGUUAUACUAAAAGUUGUAGAUACGAGGACCAUUAUUAAAACAAGAUAAACCCAAAGCAGGAGUACCAAGUCAUCGCUACAAGCUACAACAGUUUUCUGGUAGGAUUGGAUUUCCACAUACAUGCUCAAGUUUAAAUUUUCGAUUAUACUCUUGUUACUUCUCUUCAAUACAGGUUGCUAAAGGAAGCAGACACUGAUUAAGUGCUAGAGGGAAGAAGGGAAAACCCAACUGGAAAGAAAGGUAAAAAAAAAAAAAAAGUAGGGAGAAGUUGGCCUCAGAAUGUGAUUAGGAAGAGAAGACAGGAUUUGGGCAAUCCUUGCUAAGCAUAUCCAUUGGAGCCGAGCCAUCAAGUUUUACAAAAAUAAUUAUGGUAAAUUAAAAGGAAAUUAGAUAUUGUAUCACAUACUAGGACUGCCAUAACAGACUUUCCUGAUUCAUAUACCAGAUGUUCUACCAGUGAACUAUUGUCUGCGUGUUGGAAGGAGUUUUGGGAAAGUCUCCCGGAAUAGUCGAGGAUUUUGUAUAAAUAAAGUGGUAUUAUUUGAGCUUAUCACCAUUGCCUAAAGUUUGUUGAGCUUUUCACCAACCAUACAGCAUUGGCCUCCUAUUUCCAUUUUUUCCUUUUAUGAGACAGACUUGGACAUGACUAAUGCAAGCUCGGAUUCGUAAAUUAUCCUGAAGUUUAUUCAGUGCCUUUCCUCAAUGGAGCUUAAAGCAUAGCACAUAAAUUUUAUCUUAUUUAGCCCUGGAGCAUCGCUAAGAAGCAAUGAGGAAUGCCGGCUUGCUGCACAGGUUAUGCUCGUGCCAGAGAAGUGGAGAGAGGUUUGAAAUUGCUUGUCAAGUAUCCCAGGAUCAGGAAAGGCAGAGUCUUUGUUCUUUGGGCAGCUGACCUCUGCAUUAACCUUCAUCCCUUAGAUGACCCCAUUUCUAAAUACAUUUAUUCUCUCAGUAUUUGUGCAGUCACUUAGCAUUUGAUGGGGCUUCUUCCUUGAUAUUUCUAACAUAAUGUUUCAAUUGCCUAUUAAGCUAAUGAAGAAUACAUGAUUGUUUCAUGCAGCAACAUUUUCCUCACCAGUGGCAGUGCCCCCGCUGGUUUGAAGGAAGGUAUUCUUGGAUUAUGCAUUUUAUAUCUAAAUGGUCAUUGUAUUUUCUUCUCUGACUUGUAAAACAAUGUGAACGAUCAUUUUAAGGACAAUAAAAAGUUGAAGAUU
Messenger RNA from Lynx canadensis (Canada lynx), 6096 nucleotides. RefSeq names its product phosphate regulating endopeptidase homolog X-linked (gene PHEX). Gene Ontology annotation, biological process: protein processing. Gene Ontology annotation, cellular component: plasma membrane. The coding region runs from base 618 to 2867 and encodes 749 amino acids. The record is from RefSeq and is a predicted model, not a curated record. Gene Ontology annotation, molecular function: metalloendopeptidase activity. Lineage: Eukaryota; Metazoa; Chordata; Mammalia; Carnivora; Felidae. The transcript has 24 exons.